This is a messenger RNA of Drosophila nasuta, 664 nucleotides long. RefSeq names its product Outer dynein arm dynein axonemal light chain 1 (gene ODA-Dnal1). The record is from RefSeq and is a predicted model, not a curated record. Lineage: Eukaryota; Metazoa; Arthropoda; Insecta; Diptera; Drosophilidae. The transcript has 4 exons. The coding region runs from base 150 to 599 and encodes 149 amino acids. Gene Ontology annotation, molecular function: alpha-tubulin binding; dynein heavy chain binding. Gene Ontology annotation, biological process: outer dynein arm assembly. Gene Ontology annotation, cellular component: cytoplasm.
UAUAGAAAAUAAACUGGUUGCUAAGGACAACGCCAUUUUGUUAGAAAUAAACUUUGGAAGCACUCAAACGCUGGGAGGAUCGGGAACAGCAGAAUUCGGUCAAUGCUAAAGAUAUUGACUUGCAAUUUCAAUGGCCACCCAUCGAGAAAAUGGAUAAUACCCUAGGAACGUUGGUCAACUGCGAGAGAAUCAGCAUGUCGACGAAUAUGAUUGAAAAAAUCUUCGGCUUAUCGGGUAUGAAGUGCUUAAAAGUUUUGUCAUUGUCGCGUAAUUAUAUAAAGCAGAUAUCGGGAUUGGAAGCUGUCGCUGAUACUCUGGAAGAGCUCUGGCUAAGCUAUAAUCUGAUUGAGAAACUUAAAGGCAUGACCGGUCUCAAAUGCCUGAAAGUUCUCUACAUCAGCAAUAAUUUAAUUAAGGAUUGGUCCGAGUUCAACCGCUUGGCCGAAAUUGAAUCGCUUGAAGAUUUAGUGGUAGUUGGAAAUCCAUUGUCAGAGGGUCUGGAUGAGCCCACCUGGAGGGCUGAGUGCAUCAAGCGUUUGCCGACUAUACGAAAGCUGGACGGGGAACCAGUUGUGCUAAAGGAGGAGCCAAUAUUGUAAUCUAGUUAGGUUCAAUUAUUGAUAUUGUUCAUUGAAUUAUGAAAUGAUCUUAAAUGAUGAUAAUA